Molecule: messenger RNA, 459 nt
Organism: Mytilinidion resinicola
Lineage: Eukaryota; Fungi; Ascomycota; Dothideomycetes; Mytilinidiales; Mytilinidiaceae
Exons: 2
Coding region: 113-355 (80 amino acids)
Source: RefSeq, a predicted model, not a curated record
GACGCAGCCCACAAUCAGUCCCGCGAAUACAGCUAAUCUUGUCGGUGUGGACCUGGGGUACAGGGACAAGCGGGGCGUGCUGUCACUGGGAGAUUUCGCUCAACCCAGAGACAUGGUCGGGAAUCCCAAAAACAUGGGCUGGCAUCCCAGAGACAUGGUCUGGCAAACCAGAAAAAUGGUCAUGCGACGGCAUCAUUAUCCUCCUCCUAUUGCUCCUCCUCCUCCUCCUCCUCCUCCUUCGCCUGCUCCGCCUGCUUUUCCGCCAACCCGAGCGUGUCCGAAUGACGUGAAGGCGAGCCGAAUGGGCGCAGAGUCGAUGAUGUUGCUUUCCCGGGAAGGGCCUACCCGUUACUGAGAACGGAGAUGCACGAGGCUAGUUGGGGUUGGUCGUUGUCAUCGCGAUGAUUUGCCGGAUUUCGGACCGCUGGCGUUGGUCGUGUAAUGAGUGAAGGGUUGGAG